This is a messenger RNA of Saccostrea echinata, 4109 nucleotides long. RefSeq lists its product as uncharacterized. NCBI's taxonomy places the organism in Eukaryota, Metazoa, Mollusca, Bivalvia, Ostreida, Ostreidae. The record is from RefSeq and is a predicted model, not a curated record. The transcript has 7 exons. Bases 202 to 1596 code for a protein of 464 amino acids.
CCGAUUAGAGGUAUCAAAACACGAAAGAUUACAGACAAAACAAACAGCAGAAUUAUUUUACCAGACGCAUUCUCAACAAUCAAAACACGCCCAGCUCCACUCUCUGAUUCUCCAUAAGGUGUACAGAAGGAGGAUGCAGUAGGAUAACUAUGAUUGACUGAGGAUUAGUACGACUACUUGAUACCUGUGUAUCUAGUGAGGAUGAAUGAAGCAGCGGAGAUCACAGUCAUAGUACUUAAUGCUAAAGGUUUACAGAGCAGAAGGCCAGGAAAAUGUAAAUUCUCAGUUAUUUUUGGAGUGGGAUCAAAAAAGUACAGAACAGCGGUAGUCAAAGAUCCGGAUGGAAAUCCAGAGUGGAGUGAGGAAUCCACAAUACAAGUUUCAAAUCCUUUGGAUCAGAUUUUCUUUAUUGUGACUGAGAAAGAUGAUAUUCUGGGUCAGGUUCAUGUGCCAAUCACUAGUCUUCAGGGACCACCUGGACACACAACCUUAGUGUCCCUUCAACCCCACAAAAAGUGCCCCAACCCCAAGGGGGAGCUGACAUAUCGGUGCUAUGUUUCCCAGUAUAGGGAGGCCCACGCUCCUGUCAUCAAAACAGGAAGUCCUAACAGGUUCCAGUCAAACUCGGCCACUCUUUCCUUCAAAAAAAGAUUCAGCCUUGCCAAUUCACCCGUCAUUAACCUAAAGAACAAAAAAGACAGCAAGCAAAGUGGUGGAUCAAAGUUAUCUACACUAAAUAAAAAAUUCUCACGGUCAAUUCAGGAUAUUUUUAGUUUUGGAAAAUCCCAUCAAGAUGAAGAAAACGAGAAACCCUUAAAACCAAGAGCACUUACUCACAUGAGUAUAGGGACAGGAAUGGAGUCUGCUGGCAGGUGCCCUAUAAUCACCUCAGUGACACCAUCAUUUGGUUUGAUUGAGGGAGGCACCAAAGUGACAAUAGAGGGAAAAUACCUUGGUCUUAGCAAAGCUGACAUAUUAGAUCUGAACAUAUGUGAAUGUGAGUGUGUAGAUUCUGUGAUAUGGGAAUCAUCCAAUAGGAUUCAUUGUACCACCAAGCCAUCUCUAGCAGGACUGGGAGAUGUUGAGAUUGAGACAGAGUCUGGUGGCAUUGGGUGCCUUAGACAAGCCUAUGAAUAUGUGGAGGAGUUGCCCUCAGGGGAGGAACCAGUGUUUGAGGAGGAGGAAGAAGUUGAUGGCAGGAGGUCAGCAAGUUUUACAAUCGGAACCUUCAGUGCCUCCUCAUCUCCGCAGACACCAAAAAAAACUGUACAGGUAAUAUUACCACAAGCAGAGGGUACAGAAAAAGUGAAUGGGGAGCUGGAGGGAAACAAAAAUAAUUUCAAGAAGCACAAACGAAGAGCCAGUGAAGGUUUUAUCUUAACUUCGUCUAAAAACAAAAAUGGAGAACCAAGUCCAGAGCAGGGGCCUUCAAAGGAACAUCUGCUAUAUCAGAUAGAGAAACUCAGACUAGAAAAUAUUGCACUUCGUCAGGAGAACAAAGAUAUGAAGUCUUAUAUUGAUCGUUUACUCCCCAAAGUCAUCGAGAAUUGUCCCGAGGCUCUAGAGGCUGAGCGCUACCUCAACAAGAUAGGCUGACAACAUCUGAUCUAUAUAAAUGAGUAAUGUGAAAAACCAGAAACUGCAAAUAUUCAAAAAAAAAGUGUAGAAACUUACAAUCACCAAGAAUCUUGUUUACAGAUAGAGUAAAACUACUUACAUGUGAUGUAGAUCCAAAAGACUUUGGAUCAAAAUUAGUAGUAAAAUUUGCAAUGCAUCACUGAGUCAAUUUUUAGCUCACCUGAGCCGAAGGCUCAAGUGGCUUUUCUGAUCACAAACAAAAUUUUGUCCAGCGUCCAUCUAUCUGUAAACUUUUCACAUUUUUGACAUCUUCUCAAGAACCACCAGGCCAGUUUGAACCAAACAUGCCACACGGGAAUACCCCCACACGGUAUCCUUAAGUAAAGGGAAUUCAUAUUUGUUCAAAUGAAGGGCCACGCCUUUUUCCUAGCAGAGAUAAUUAUGAGUAAGUGAAAAAUAAAUGGCAUCUUUCAAAAAUCUUCUUCUCAAGAACCAUUGGGUUAGAAAAUGUGAAACUUACGUGGAAUCAUCCUCAGUUAGUGUAGUGAAGAUUCUCGUUUUUCAGAAGAUGACCCCCAAGGUAGGGUGGGGCCACAAUGGGGGAUCAAAGUUUUACAUAGGAAUACAUAGAAAAAUCUUCUUCUCAAGAACAGCUAAGCCAUGAUUGGUCAUAUUUCUAUGGAAGCAUCCUCAGGUAGUGUAGAAUCAAGUUUGUUCAGGGGAUAGGGUGGGGCUACAAUGGGUGAUCAAAGUUUAACAUAGGAAUACAUAGGAAAAAUCUUUAAAAAUCUGCUCAAGAACAGCAAAGCCAUGUUGAGUCACAUUGAUAUGGAAGCAUCCUCAGGUAGUGUAGAUUCAAGUUUGGUCAAAUGAUAAUCCACAGGGGUAGGGAUGGGCCACAAUACGGGAUCAAAAGUUUACAUAGGAAUACAUAUGAAAAAUCUUUAAAAAUCUUUUUCUCAAGAACAGCAAAGCUAUGAUUAUUCAUAUUAAUAUAGAAGCAUCCUCAGGUAUUGUAGGUUCAAAUUUGUUCAAAUCAUGACCCCCAGGCCACAACAAGGGAUCAAAGUCAUACAAAGGAAUAUGUAUAAAGAAUUUAUCAAUAAAUAUUUUCUUAACAAUAACAGCAAGACCAUAAUUAGUCAUAUUAAUUCAGAAACAUCUUUAGGUAGUAUAGAUUCAAGUGUGUUCAACUCAUAUCUCCGGGGGUAGGGCAAGGCCACAAUAGAAGGUCAAUUGUAAAGAAAAAAUUCUUGAAAAAUCCACUUAAGCCAUGAUUAGUCAAAGAAAUAUGGAAGUAUCUUUAGGUAGUGUAGAUUCAAGUUUGUUCAAAUCCCCCCCCCCCUCCCCACCACCACUUAUAUAGUUAAACGUUUUAAUACUAAACUGAUUUCUGCUUUUUCCUAGCCAAAGUGCUCGGGUGAGUGAUGUGGCUCACAGGCCUCUUGUUUAACAUCAGUUUAUUAUGCUUUGAAAUAUAUCUUUAUGUGAUUAUUCAUGUAUAUUUUAUAAGUUUAUGGUGUUUUUAUAAUGAAAUGUGUGAGUAUUCUGACAGGCAUUGAGAUGAUCAAUUAGGGUAACCGGUAUGUGGUGUUAUGUGGUGUGAGAAAAUUGUGAUAUUUGAAUCAUGUUUUGAGAUAUUGUGUAAAGUGUCAUUUAUGAACUUGAUAAUGUCAGAGGGUGGUUUGAAUAAUUUAGCCCCUGGUCUUUGUAAAGUACAUUUAUAUGUUAGAAUGUUUCUACAAAGUAUUUAUCAUUUUAUGAUGUGUAUAUUUUUUUAACCAUCCACAUAUGCAACAGAUGCAAAAAAGUUUAUAAUAUCCAAGUGUUCUUAGUUUGGAAAUCUCAGAACCUUAAUUUGCAACUAUUUAUGGAACAAGAUCUGAAAUUCUUUUUUUUUUUUUUUUUUUAACUUUUCUUAAAGUGGUUGUGAAGUUUUAUUUACACCUUAAAAGUGUAAAGCCAUUGUCCUUCAGGGUUAUGUAUUUUAAGCUUAGAAUUUUUUAAAUGAUUGGGAAAACCUUCUUCCUACGAAUAUUAUGUGUCUCCUUAUAAAGACAAAUUCUUAACUAGUGCUAUGCAACAAGUAACAGUACUAUAAUAUGUAAAAGAUCUGAUUUUUUAAAUUGUAAACAUAUCAGCUGUUCCACUUUUGUUUAACAUUUAUAACCAUGCUUUUGCAUGUCACAUAUCCAUAUUUAUCAUGUAGCUUCAAGCAUUAAGUACCAUCUAAUGAAAUAAGUGCAAACUUUUUUUUUUUAAUUCAUAUUGAACUGAAAGAUACUUUAGAGGCUGUUUUAAUGAUUGUUUUGUCAGAAAUUCAAAUUGUUUCCAGAAAAUGUUUUAGUCUUUUGAGCGUAUUAUUUUUACUGUAAAAGGAAAAUAAUUCAUUUCUUGUGGAUUUUGUAUUUCAAGUAAAACACUGUCUUGUAGAUUUUAAUUAGAUUAAAAAAAAAUAACUGUGAUUAAGGUUGUGAACUGUUACCAUGGUUAUCUUUGUCUGUUGACAAAAUAAAAUCUUGUUAUACCAA